GUCCCGCUGAUCCACACGCGAGAAACGUAUCUAGGAGACAUACAUACAUUUGAUUUGUUACAACGUGUCUGGUAUUUGACUGUUUGCUAGAAUGGAAAUGUUCAUCCAAAAUAUCAAUUUAUGAGAAAUCGACGUAAAUGGUCACUUUUCCUUUAAAUGUUCUCUGUUGUUCUGCAUAAUAUCCAGGAAGUGGGAGAGCGUUCUUCCCCAGCUGAUCCAGAGAGCCAGACGGAAGUCUCCUACUCAGAGGCUUUAACAUUCAGCGGUGACCAGACAAGGGGACAGUGUUAUUGGUAAAUAUCGUCUGGAAUUAAUCCCGUGGAUUAUCCGUGGGUGGUUUUAGUGGAGACACGGCCCGGUAUCCCCACCGCCUCUGUCUUUCUCCCGGUCGGUCGGGUGGAUCUGCCGUGGUAGGACUGUCAUGAGCCCGGGCUGGGAAUGGCAUCCUCUCCCAGUGUUUGUAAGAAGGUCGGGCCGGUGGAGGAGGAGAACGGAGAACCGGAUCAUUCUCUACAAGAGAUGUUGAAGGCGAUAGCCGACGAACGGAACCGUCUUACUGUCAGACAAGAAACGAGUGGACUUGGGUGUUUUAAGGACGACCGCAUCGUGUUCUGGACAUGGAUGUUCUCCACGUACUUCAUGGAGAAGCUGUCGCCGCGGGAACAGGACGACAUGUUGUUUUACGUCCGCAGGAAGCUGUCAUACGUCAGCCCCGACCAAUCAGAGGGCAAGAAGGUAGAUGUGGAGGUGUACAGGAGAGACUCUAAGAAGCUUCCAGGUUUAGGAGAACCUGACAUCGACUGGGAGGAGAGUGUUUACCUGAACCUGAUCUUAAUGAAGCUGGACUAUGUGGUGACGUGCGCUGUCUGCACGCGCUCAGACGCAGGAGACAUCCACAUUCACAGGAAGAAGUCUCAGCAAGUGUAUGCGUCGCCAAGUAAACACGCCAUGGACAGUAAAGGGGAGGAGUCUAAGAUGAGCUACCCCAACAUCUUCUUCAUGAUUGACAACUUUGAGGAGGUGUUCUGUGACAUGACGGUAGGCGAGGGGGAGAUGGUGUGUGUGGAGUUGGUAGCCAGUGAUAAGAGCAACACGUUCCAAGGAGUCGUCUUCCAAGGUUCCAUCCGCUACGAAGCUCUGAAGAAGGUUUACGACAACAGGGUGAGUGUGGCAGCGAAGAUGGCCCAGCGCAUGUCGUUCGGCUUCUAUAAGUACAACAACAUGGAGUUUGUCAGGAUGAAGGGGCCCCAGGGCAAAGGUCACGCUGAGAUGGCGGUCAGCCGGGUCCCGACCGGAGACACGUCCCCCUGCGGCACAGAGGAGGACCUGGACUCACCCCUACACGAGAGGGUGACGUCGUUCAGCACCCCUCCCACCCCGGAGAGGAACCGCCCCUCGUUCUUCUCCCCUUCUCUCCGUCGGAAGGUCCCCAGGAACCGUAUCACUGAGAUGAAGAAGAGUCACUCAGCCAACGAUAGUGAAGAGUUCUUCAGGGAAGAGGAUGACGAGGACCUGUGUAACCAGUCCAACCUGCGGUCUCGCUCCCUGUCGGGUACAGGUCGGUCCCUGGUGGGAUCUUGGCUCAAACUGAACCGUACGGAGGAGUACUUCCUGCUUUACUCCCACCUGACCUACGUCACCCUGCCGCUGCACCGCAUCACCUCAGAUAUCCUGGAGGUGAGACAGAAGCCCAUCCUGAUGACAUAGCAGAUCUCCAGUCCUCCUAACUGCCCCAGAGCCUCCCUACGAAGUGCCUUCCUGCAUCAGGCCCUGACUGACGCCACUACAAUCCAGUGGUGAGAUGGAAAACUACAGCAACAUUACCACCAUCUAGUGGUGACAUGGCGGAAUUACAGCAACACUCCCAUCUGGUGGCGAUAUGGAGGAAUUACAGCAACACUACCACCAUCUGGUGGUGAGAUGGAGGAAUUACAGCAACACUACCACCAUCUGGUGGUGAGAUGGAGGAAUUACAGCAACACUACCACCAUCUGGUGGUGAGAUGGAGGAAUUACAGCAACACUACCACCAUCUGGUGGCGAGACAGAGAACUUUGGAACAAUGAAAACCAGCCAAUCAAAAAAGUGCCUCUUCCGUCUGUCAUGUUCCUGCUCGAUGAGGAUUCGCCGGUGGGUGUGAGGCGGUCGCCAGGGAAACGGGCAUAGCAACCCACCUGUCCUGUCAGGAUCACAAUGGUCGUGAAGUGCAGUGCCAUUGGCUGAACUCUGACCUGGAACUAAAAUGAUUUAGAAUGUCUCUGGACGAAUCUAAAAUGGAACUCUAUUCCCAAUUUAGUGCACUAACGUUGGCCUUAGCCCAAUGUGGACUCUGAUCUAAAGUAGUGCUCUAUAAAAGGGAAUAGGGUGCCAUUUUGGACAACGGCUCCUGUUUUCUUGUAAAUAUCCUGCUGCUUAACUAUUCACUGAUAAGCCUUUAGGAAAGGUUACGCUUCUCCUGACGGAAACAUAAAGCUUCUGUCUGUUUUGUCGUUGCGUGUUUGUGUUUAUAUCUGCGAGGCGGGGAAGGUUAAAAGGAUUGUGUGUGUGUGUCUACAACGUUGUCUAAGUCCCAGGGCUUUGUGGAUGUGCUGCCUUCAGUCUAUCAGCACACCACUGGCACAUAAAGGAUGUUACUCUGAGACCAGAAUGGCACCGUAUUGACCAGGGAGUAGGUUUCCAUCAGGCUCACAGUCUGGAGAUCCUUCAACUCUUCAGUUUAACGUGACGAACUUUCAACAGGGAACUGAAAUUAUCAUCUACAUAAAAAACAAUGACUUGGAAAUUCACACACGUGUGAGGAGGAUUUUCCUCAGCACUGGAACAAGAUGGCUGAAUAUAGAAACACAGGGCCUGCUGAUACUCAGCUUUAGUAGCCGUAGAUACUAAACCCUGUUCCUGUCUGGUCUCGUCCCCAGGCUGCUGUUACGUAGAGCCUGGUAACUGUCUGGAACUAAGGGGGUGUGGCUUUACUGAGUGGUAUGCUAAUCAAUUCAAAUUCUGGAGCGAAUCACACGACUGAGGAGAAGGGGGAGGGAGCGAGCGAGCCUGGGAUAGUUGUAUUUAUGGAAGCCCAUUCCUGCCAAAAUACAAUUAAAUGUCGACACUGCCUCAACAUUAAGCUUCUAACUAAAACCAUUUAGACAGAACAUACAUCCACUACAUGGACAGAAGUAUGUGGACACCUGGUCGUCACACAUCUCAUUUCAAAAUCAUGGGCAUUAGUAUGGAGUUGUGUCCCCCCCCCCCCCCCCUUUGCUGCUAUAACAGCCUCCACUCUUCUGGGAAGGCUUUCCACUAGAUGUUGGAACAUUGCUGCAGGGGGACUUGCCACAAGAGCAUUAGUGAGGUCGGGCACCGAUGUUGAGCGAUUAGGCCUGGCUCGCAGUCAUCGUUCCAAUUCAUCCCAAAGGUGUUUGAUGGGGUUGAGGACAGGGUUCUGUGCAGGCCAGUCAAGUUCUUCCACACCGAUCUCAACACACCACUUUUGUAUGGACCUGACUUUGUGCACGGGGGGGGGGGCAUUGUCAUGGUGAAACAGGAAAGGGCCUCCCCCAAACUGCUUCCAUAGUUGGAACUCGGUAGUGAGUGUUGCCACGGGUUUCAGCACCCGGCGGUCCCGUUCUGUGGCCUACCACAGCCGUUGUUGCUCCUAGACGUUUCCACUUCACAAUAACAGCACUUACAGUUGACCGGGGCAUCUCUAGCAGAGCAGAAAUUUGACCAACUGACUUGUUGGAAAGGUGCCACAUUGAAGGUCACUGAGCUCUUCAGUACCGCCAUUCUACUGCCAGUGUUUGUCUAUGGAGAUUGCAUGGCUGUGUGCUCGAUUUUUAUACACCUGUCAGCAACGGGUGUGGCUGAAACAGCCAAAUCCACUAAUUUGAAGGGGUGUCCACAUACUUGUGUGUUUCCUCAUUUGUAGCAUUAUGAAGUCUAUCUGUCCACGUUGCUGAACUGGCAUUUGCCCCAACACUUUAUAUAGUGUAAUAAAAUAAUUGACACAAAACCA
Oncorhynchus kisutch (coho salmon) is the source of this 4008-nucleotide messenger RNA. RefSeq lists its product as uncharacterized. The record is from RefSeq and is a predicted model, not a curated record. Bases 439 to 1707 code for a protein of 422 amino acids. NCBI's taxonomy places the organism in Eukaryota, Metazoa, Chordata, Actinopteri, Salmoniformes, Salmonidae. The transcript has 10 exons.